AUGGCCCGGCUAGUACGCCGCCGACCUGUGGCGGAACGCAUCAAAUCUUACUUGAAUCCGUUGGACUUCUUGCUCUGGUUAUCGGAAGAGAUCGAUGCCAAUGAUUGGGAUCAGUUUGAAAAAAACUGGGCGCUCACGCUGGGUGUGAUCCUAAAUAUUGCGUUCCUGAUUGCGAGAGCCAACAGUCAGUCAAGUGGCAGUCGGGCUGUAGAUGAUGUUUUUGGUGAUGAGGGUAGUGCUCCUUGGUCGAGCUGGUUUGCCUCCUUCGUCGUUCAUCUGCUAGUUUGUUUUGUCGCUUUGAACACAUUUUACACUUUCUACCGCAAGCGACAUUAUCGCAUGUUCGAAGCCUCGAUUGACCAGACCCCUGCAACACCUUCUGCUCACCGUGUGCAUGUCGAUUCCACCCCCGUGACAGCUUCACCGCUGCGAUACCUGGCUCAAGCCAUAUCUAGUUCGGCCCAGUCAAGGGCGCACCCCAGUGCGCAACGGGAUGUCUGGGAGCUUGCAGUUUGGGACCCCUUACCGAUCUGUGUGCGCCUAUUCUGUUUGUUCAGUCCUGGACAUGUCCUUGUUUACUUGCUUUUCCUACCUACGCAGCUAUCGGAUCCACAGCCGAGUGUAACCAUUGUAACAGCUAUCUUCCUUACGGGCCUGCUUUCGGUGCAGAUGAGUUUCCUCUCAUCAUCUUUCACCCAACAAGCGAAAGACUCGGCAUUGGUCCAUAAAGAGGUGCUGAAGGAGUACGAUGUCAAAUACGUACACCCCCGAACCCAGCCUUUGAUGCGAGAUGUCAGCACUCAGUUCUCCUACAAGGACGCUGCUCAAUCUGGCUCUGAUGCUAAGAACAACAAGGUCGACACGUUCACUCCGACCUUCAUCGUCCAUCGGGGAUUCAAGACGAGUCCCAAUCCAAAUUAUGUCAGCCACGUCGAUCCUGAAGGAUUGUCUUCGGGCCGUCAACCACUAGCUGCUACGCCUCCGGGGUCUUCUCAGUAUCAAGGACCCUUACAGACGCCCAGCCAUUUGCGAGAUGCAUCUCCUGUUGUUCGGAAGCCUAUUUCUUCAAUCCGCCAGCCACAGUUCCGUAAAACUCCAACGGGCACUGGAGACGGUGGUAGCCUCGGCAUAUAUUCCCAUGCCAAUUCGCCGCUAAGAAGGUCAACAUCUACAAGCUUUGACCGCCGUCUGCAAAGCAACGCGGAUUUCUUCUACAAAGAACGGGGGACAAGUGCAAUGAAGCGACCAUCAAGCCCUCUCAAGAGGAGCAAUGUGCCUGGGAGUGUGAGUCCCCUUGCAUCCACACCAAGACGGAGUCAGGGUGAUGCACGCCGCGAAACAGGAUACUACUAG
Messenger RNA from Aspergillus tanneri, 1353 nucleotides. Its product is annotated as Nur1/Mug154 family protein. Lineage: Eukaryota; Fungi; Ascomycota; Eurotiomycetes; Eurotiales; Aspergillaceae. Gene Ontology annotation, biological process: maintenance of rDNA; regulation of exit from mitosis. The coding region runs from base 1 to 1353 and encodes 450 amino acids. The transcript is spliced from 2 exons. The record is from RefSeq and is a predicted model, not a curated record.